AGACCUAAAAAGAGACAUUCCAUUCAUAAUUCCUCUUCAUUCAUUAAUGUGGAUAGUCUACUGGAGGCAUCACUAGUCUCACUAUCAUCACCUAUCACUAGGCAGGGGCUAAGAGAAGGAGGUAUUAGGAGACAAUCAACACUAGCCACUGCUUCAAUAGCCACACCCACUCAAUCCGGCCCCACUGUUACCACGGCAACAGAAGGGGGCGGGGCAGUUCCCAAUAAACAAGACAUGGCCAGAUACCACAUUGUCAAAGAACUACUAACGACAGAAAAAAAUUUUGUAAAAAUUCUCAACGUAAUUGUCAAUGAGUUUAUGAAGCCGCUAGGUACUCCAGGACAGAGAGGAGGGCAGUUACUGACUAACGAGAAUGUUAAAAGUAUUUUUGGUAAUAUUCCUGAUAUACUGAGAGUACACACUGAUAUAAUGAAUGGACUGGAGGAAAGGAUUAAUAAUUGGGAGAGCAAUACUUGUAUAGGAGACAUACUACUAGGACAGUCUGAGGAGUUAUUACGUGUGUAUCCUCCAUAUAUAAAUUAUUUUGAAGUCACUAAGGAGGCUCUCAGUUCCUGUGAUCGUCAGUUCCCAAGGUUUCAUGCUUUCCUUAAGUGUAAUGAGUCCAAACCAGAGUGUGGCCGCCAGACACUAUCAGAACUACUGAUAACACCAGUACAAAGAAUACCAAGGAUCAUAUUAUUACUACAAGGUACAAUAUAA
Molecule: messenger RNA, 720 nt
Organism: Amphimedon queenslandica
Lineage: Eukaryota; Metazoa; Porifera; Demospongiae; Haplosclerida; Niphatidae
Product: protein ECT2-like
Exons: 5
Coding region: 235-720 (161 amino acids)
Biological process (GO): nervous system development; regulation of cytokinesis, actomyosin contractile ring assembly; mitotic cytokinesis
Cellular component (GO): nucleus; cell cortex
Molecular function (GO): GTPase activator activity; guanyl-nucleotide exchange factor activity
Source: RefSeq, a predicted model, not a curated record